This is a messenger RNA of Hydra vulgaris (swiftwater hydra), 1224 nucleotides long. Its product is annotated as zinc finger MYM-type protein 1-like. The record is from RefSeq and is a predicted model, not a curated record. Lineage: Eukaryota; Metazoa; Cnidaria; Hydrozoa; Anthoathecata; Hydridae. Gene Ontology annotation, molecular function: protein dimerization activity.
AUGUGGAGUAAAAACAAGAAUUCUUCAAAAAAUCCAAGAGUUUUUUUUACUCCAUGUGGAUGCCAUAAUUGGAAUCUAAUACUCGGGGAUGCAGCUUCUUCUUGUGUUCAAGCAGAACGAAUGUUUGGAAUUAUCCAGAAUCUCUAUACAUUAUUUUCAAUAUCUUCUAAAAGGUGGUCAAUACUUAUUAAACAUGUCAAUAUUACACUCAAACCACUUUCAGAUACUCGCUGGGAAUGUCGUGUUGAGAGUGUAAAGGCUGUUAAAUAUCAGUUAGAAGAAAUCUGUGAUGCACUAAAUGAGGUGCAUGACAUUAGUGUGGGAGAUGCAAAAAUACGAUGUGAAGCUGAAUCUUAUUCAGAACUGAUAUCAUCAUAUACAUUUUUAGUUCAAGUUUGUGUUUGGUAUUAUAUUCUGGUAAAAGUUAACAGCAUUAGCAAACUGUGGCAAAAAGAUGAUAUGCAAUUAAACCAAGCUGUAAUCCAUUUGGACACUUUCAUGUCAUGGAUAGAUUUCCGCAAUACAGGAUUCGAGUCUGCCAUCAUUUCCGCAAAUGAAACAGCAGAAAAAAUGGACAUCCCAAAGGAAUUUACAACUUGUCGUUGUUGUAAGAAGAAGCGGAUGUUUAGCUAUGAGCAUGAAGAUGAGCCACUCGCUGACCCCAAGGAACUUUUCAAAAUAAAAUUCUUUCUUGUAGUGGUAGACAUGGUGAUCAGCUCCAUGAGAUCAAGAUUUCAGGCCUUUAAAGAAUAUGCAGGCAGUUAUGGUUUCCUUUACAACAUCUUAAAACUGCAAAACUUGAAUAAGGAAGAGCUGGUUAAGAAAUGCAACAAUCUGCACCUUCUUCUUAGUGACAAGAAUUCUUAUAACAUUGAUGACCUAGAACUUUCUGAAGAGCUUGAUAUGUUAUCUAGAAUAUUCUCCACCAAUGCAACUGUCACAACUGUUCUAAAGAUUUUGAUAGAAAAAGAUUUGCAAGAUCUGUACCCCAAUUGCUUCAUUGUCCUUCGUAUAAUUUUGACAAUUCCGGUUAGUGUUGCCUCUGCAGAGCGCAGCUUCUCAAGAUUAAAACUUAUUAAUUCCUAUCUGCGUUCAACCAUGGGCCAGGAAAGACUAAGUGCACUGGCUGUGUUAUCAGUUGAAAAUGAUGUGUCUAACGAGCUGGAUUACAGUACACUUAUCAAUGAAUUCAGCAAUCAGAAGUGUAGAAAGGUCCUGUUGUAA